AUGAGCAAUAGCAUUUCGACAUGUUUUGCCGCAGCAGCACUUGUCAGCUUCUUCUGUGAGACGGGAGGGGAAAUCCGAUGGGCCGAUGCCGUCUCGGUUGCCUUUGACGCUGGCGCCAGAAAGGUAGCGUCCAGCGGCUCAGGCAAUGCGUUGAUAGCUUGUGCUGCGAUCAUUGUGGUUUCCUUCUCUAUGCAGGAUCUGCUGCACCGAGCUGUAGGUGCAGUCUUGCACCAUGCGCGCGAUCAGCUGGAUUCGAUGCUUCAUCUUACACCGGGAACCUAUUUUGCGAAGAAGCUGGCGGAUCAUAAUCUUCUGCUCCCCACGGUAGAUAAACAGAUUACUGGUUGCAUCGAUUUAGAUGGACUUUAUGCCAGAAAAGAACAGUGUGUACCAGCCAGCUGCUCUUAUUCCGCUGGCUAUGUGUCGGGGCGUCGUUUCAUUUGUUGGUGUAUCAUUGGCACGCAGCUUCUGGGUUGUUUAUUGUGCGUAUUUCUCCAACCGAAUCUUCCCUACCGCCAUGCUGCAGCGACGUUGCCUCUGUCUCUACUCUCUGUCGUGCGCUCCUGUAUACUAGGGGCCGCAGACCACCCGGAUGUUACGUGGCCACUGCCCAACCUUGUGACAAGGCUGAAGUGGGAAUCGCCAGAUGGUUACUUCAAAGGCUGGGCUCCCGGAACGGACAACGAGUUCGUCAGUAAAUACAGAAGCAGAGUUCCCGAGUGGCUGCCCGAGUCGCCGCCUUCCGGGUUCCAUCGUUGGGAGCCUCAGUCAAAACCGACGUCUGGCAACACGUCGGACAAUGCAACCGACGACGAGCAUGCAGAAUCUCCAGAUUCCGCAUCAGACAACCAGCACUUUUAUAACCCCGUAAAUGACCCCUUGAAGAUCAACAACCUCCAUGGAAACAUCUUGCCGGCGCUGAGAAACACGCUGGAGCUAGAGUCGGUCAACAUACGGCAUGUUGUGCUUAUUCAGAUGGAAAGUAUGCGGCAGGAGCUGUUUCCUCUUCAAAAAGAAUCCAACUUUCACAAAAUGGUUUUGCAGUCACAUGAUGAGUCCAAGCAUGAUGAUGUGAAUCUUCAGCUGGCCCGCCUCACUGUGAACGCGGAAAGAGUAACCGGAAUGUCGGGAGAUUUUCAUACAGCUGACGGAAGACGGAUUCCACCGGAAUCCAAGGAGUGGCACGACAGGACAGAAGCUGGCUUAGGGGGCUUGAAUGUCAUCGGGACACACACUACUUGCAGCUCGUCCAUUAAGAGCCUGGCGGCGAUACAUUGCGGCGUUUGGCCCAUGCCCGUCGACUGGUGCGAAGAAUCCAAGCUCCAGAGCUAUCAGCCUUGCUUGCCGCAGAUCUUCAAGUUACUCAAUAUGCUAAAGAGUGAAACACGCAACAGCUCAGACUAUCGUGACCAUAAAUGGUAUCCUGCCUUUUUUCAGUCCAUUGCCGAUGAGUUUGACGACCAAAACAACAUGGAUCAGAUGAUUGGAUUCGAGCACAUCGUGACUAGACAGCAAGUCGAUGACCAAGUUGCAAACAGCGGGGUGGAUGAGGAAGAGGUCAACUACUUUGGAUAUGCUGAAACGGCGAUAAAGUCUCAUAUUAAGGACUACAUAAAGAAGGCAAUAGAAAGCAAUCAGCGAAUGUUUCUCUCUCAUUUCACCAGCACGACACAUCAUCCGUGGAGCGUCCCGUCGUGGUUCGACAAGACGGAAUACAUGGGUAGUGCGCGCGGGGGACUUACGACUUCGCAUGAAGACAUGAACAACUACUUGAACACGAUCCGCUGGAACGACGCCUGGGUAGGCGAGGUGAUGCAGCUGCUCGACGACUUUGAAAUCUCAAACGAGACGUUGGUCGUCUUUGUGGGAGACCACGGGCAGGCGUUUAGAGAGGACACCAAAGCCAGCGGCACGUACCAGAACGGCCAUAUCAGCAAUUUCCGCGUGCCUCUGGCAUUCAGGCAUCCGCGAAUUCCCCGUGUUCAACUUGCCGUGAACUCAACCUCCAUCAACAUCUUGCCUACAGUGCUUGAUCUCUUGAUUAGUAGCGGGUCGCUGAAUGCGCGUGAUACCGAUGCAGCGUCGGACAUUAUCCAAGAUUACGAGGGGCAGUCACUAAUCCGUCCCUUUGAAGCCACGCAUCGCGGCCGCCGUGCUUGGAACUUUAGCAUUGUCAAUCCAGGCGGUCGCUUCCUUGCCAUGACGUCGGCCGAUGUACCCUGGCGGCUUGUUCUCCCUUGGGACGACAGUGCGGAAUACGUCUUCACGAACCUUGAGAAGGACCCGCUAGAACUAGACGGCAUCUUGAAUUGGUCUCUGGAAGGCCUUGUGUCGGAUGUUGAACGACAUCUUGGCACGGAUGCGGCCACAUGGGUGCGCGAGGCAGCAUCUGUUGCCCGCUGGUGGGGGAUGGAACGUAAACGACUCUGGAAAUACCACUGA
Metarhizium brunneum ARSEF 3297 is the source of this 2442-nucleotide messenger RNA. RefSeq lists its product as uncharacterized. NCBI's taxonomy places the organism in Eukaryota, Fungi, Ascomycota, Sordariomycetes, Hypocreales, Clavicipitaceae. The record is from RefSeq and is a predicted model, not a curated record.